Ambispora gerdemannii is the source of this 260-nucleotide messenger RNA. Lineage: Eukaryota; Fungi; Glomeromycota; Glomeromycetes; Archaeosporales; Ambisporaceae. The record is from the annotation of a GenBank genome assembly.
CAAAAAUCAAGGGCAAUGAAUUUUCUGGCAAUCUUUUGAUAAGAGCACCAGGGGACAUUAUUUCAACAAUGUACGGACCUUUGAUCAAAGUAGAACAUAAAAUCAAAGUUAGCAUUUUGUUGAGUGGUGCUAAGGAUUUUGAAAUAGAACAGCCUAUAAUUGUGAGUAAUGUAAUGCCUGUAGAAUUGCAUCAACAGUUGUUACGUGUACAAAAUUUAAUCUCUUCUAAUACGCAAAGGUUAGAAGGAUUAAGAUAUUAG